Messenger RNA from Spirometra erinaceieuropaei, 479 nucleotides. NCBI's taxonomy places the organism in Eukaryota, Metazoa, Platyhelminthes, Cestoda, Diphyllobothriidea, Diphyllobothriidae. The record is from the annotation of a GenBank genome assembly.
AUGGUGCGUCAACUCCAUGAUGGCAUGACGGCGCGUGUCACGGACAAUAAAGAUGUCUCACAGGCAUUCGCAGUGAUCAACGGAGUAAGGCAGGGCUGUUUCCUCUAGCCUACCCUCUCCAGUCUCAUGUUCUCUGCCAUGCUGAUGGACGCCUACGUGGUGAGUGUCUCGGGAUCAGCGUUGCCUACAGAACGGACGGACAACUCCUCAAUCAGCGGCGGAUGCACUUCCAGUUGCAUGUAUCCACAACUAUCGCCCAUGAACUUCCCUUCGCUGACGACUGUGCUGUAAACACCACCUCAGAAAGGGACAUGCAAAGGAGCAUGGAUCUCUUCGCCGCCGCCUGCGACAACGGCUUGGUCAUCAACACAAAGGAGACGGUGGUUAUAUAUCAACCGCCACCCUACGCCUUCAGAACACCGUCUGAAACCAUCACGUUUUCCACCUCAGCACCAAACUCAAGAGUUACAAAGCGGUAA